Entelurus aequoreus (snake pipefish) is the source of this 2893-nucleotide messenger RNA. Its product is annotated as lymphoid enhancer-binding factor 1-like. Gene Ontology annotation, molecular function: RNA polymerase II cis-regulatory region sequence-specific DNA binding; DNA-binding transcription factor activity, RNA polymerase II-specific. Gene Ontology annotation, cellular component: beta-catenin-TCF complex. Bases 1219 to 2397 code for a protein of 392 amino acids. Lineage: Eukaryota; Metazoa; Chordata; Actinopteri; Syngnathiformes; Syngnathidae. Gene Ontology annotation, biological process: regulation of transcription by RNA polymerase II; canonical Wnt signaling pathway. The record is from RefSeq and is a predicted model, not a curated record. The transcript is spliced from 20 exons.
GAAAAUGUAUUUACCUUGUGAAGAAAUGUGGCAGGGCGAGGCCGAGUCGCACGAAGACUUCCCAAAAGUCUUCCAGCAACUUUGCUGACUAUCCGCGUCGAGGCCAUUUUUCAAGCGCCAACCCUAUUCAGCAGUCUACUUCAGUCCAUUCUGCUUGAAAACCAGCCUGCUGUGCGUUGCUAUAAACUCCGAAAAAAGAGUACAAUGUGUAGGAAAGGAGAGGCCAGAAGACGGCACGUCAACAGCGGGACAGCAGAAGCCACAGCCCAGUUUCCUCUUUGGCUGACGUCCCCUCCCUCUGGCUGCACUUUCCAGCUGCUAGUUUUGUCUUACUGUGUGUGUGAGUGUGUGUGAGAGGGCAGAACCACCGGCUGGGGAGGCGAGAGAAAAGAAAAGUGAGUGCGGGAGCUUCAAUGUUGAAACCACCGCGUCAUUUGUGACGCUAAUUGCUAACAGCUAGCUAGCCAGCUAGCUCGUCUACAGUUAAAUGUACUGCCACCAGAGUCGUGUAUAGAGAGAGUAUGGCCAACCCGGUUUCAGAAAGAAGACAAGUAUGGGGAAAAAGAGGUUCGCCAUCGACACUGGAGAGCCACCAACAACAGUGUCUUGUGCGAGUACUGCCACCAGAGUCAUGUAUAGAGAGAGUAUGGCCAACCCGGUUUCAGAAAGAAGACAAGUAUGGGGAAAAAGAGGUUCGCCAUCGACACUGGAGAGCCACCAACAACAGUGUCUUGUGCGAGUCUGUUUCAGAAAGAAGACAAGUAUGGGGAAAAAAAGGUUCGCCAUGGACACUGGAGAGCCACCAACAACAGUGUCUUGUGCAAGCCUACACACCAAAGGACUGAUGCCAGUUACAAUGCAGAGUCAUCAAUACUCCCAGAGAGAAGACUGAGAGGGAGAGGCUGGAUCUAAUCAAUAUGCCGUGGCAAGCAGAGCUGCAAAUUGGGGGGCCAAAGUCCACCUGGCAGUUUUUAGCCAUAUCAAUGGUUUAGUAGCAGACACCUGUGUGUGUAAAGAGCAGGUCAAAGUUAAGAAUGUACAAUGAGGUCGACUCACCUUCGCAAUCCUUCCUCUCUCCACCGGCUACACAUUUCAUCUUCAAAGGAUGGCGGCCAGGCCAGGGCUGUAAUUUCUACAUCAAGGAGCGGAUGACGAGCAGGUGGAGCGGGAUAAAGCCGAGCGGAGGGAUUUAACCUGUGAGCUCACCUGAGAGGCAGCAUGCCCCAGUUGUCAGGAGGCGGUGGCGGCGGUGGCGGUGCAGGAGACCCGGAGCUGUGCGCCACGGAUGAAAUGAUCCCCUUCAAAGACGAAGGAGACCCGCACAAGGAGCAAAUCUUUGCCGAGCUCAGCCACUCCGAGGAGGAGGGAGACCUGGCAGACAUCAAGUCCUCGCUGGUCAAUGAGUCAGAGGGCAGCCCAAACAGCAACAGUCAUGAUGCGGUGAGACAGUCCCAAGACUCCUACCAUGAAAAACACAGAGAACAUCCCGAUGACGGGAAGCAUCAGGACAUGUACAACAAAGGCCAUCCGUAUCCCAGCUACUCGAGCUACAUCAUGAUGAGCAAUAUGAACGAUUCCUACAUGACCAAUGGCUCCCUCUCGCCGCCCAUGCCCAGAACGAAUGUGCUGUGGGCCAAUAAAAAAGCGAGCUGCGGGCCGCAAAUGGCCCCGAGGCAGGACUUUGGACACUCCUGGUUUAGGUCCAACAAAGUACCUGUGGUGCAGCCGUCCCAUGCAGUCCAUCCGCUCACCCCGCUGAUUACGUACAGCGACGAGCACUUCGCUCCGGGUUCCCAUUCCGGCCAUCACCCCCAGGAUGCCAAACAACAAGGAAUGUCAAGGCAUCACCCCGGACCCGACAUGUCCAACUUCUACUCACUGUCCCCUGGAGGAGUCGGACAGAUCACACCGCCGCUGGGAUGGUUCUCCCACCACAUGGUCCCCGGACCACCAGGUCCUCACGCCACAGGGAUCCCCCACCCAGCCAUCGUCAACCCCCAGGUCAAACACGAACCCCUGCACGAAACGGACAUCAUGCACAUGAAGCCUCCACACGAACAGAGAAAGGAGCAGGAGCCCAAAAGACCGCACAUCAAGAAGCCGCUAAACGCCUUCAUGCUUUACAUGAAAGAGAUGCGCGCCAACGUGGUCGCUGAGUGCACGCUGAAAGAGAGCGCCGCUAUCAAUCAGAUCCUGGGACGGCGGUGGCACGCCUUAUCUCGGGAAGAGCAAGCUAAGUAUUAUGAGUUAGCCCGCAAGGAGCGGCAGCUCCACAUGCAGCUCUACCCUGGCUGGUCUGCUCGAGACAACUAUGGAAAGAAGAAGAAGCGGAAGCGGGAGAAGAUGCAGGAGUCGGCCACGGGUACAGGCCAGAGAAUGAAAACGGCGUACAUCUGAGACAAAAAUGGAGGAAAGCGUAACAAGGUGUGGACAUGCAAAGCCAAGGCAGCAGCAGCAGCUACGGGGCCUCUGCUGGAGAUGGAGGCCUGCUAACAAUCCACUUAUUAUUAAUAUUAUUAUUACUGGACACCUCCCCCGCCCCGCCCUAACCAACACUCGCUGAAAGGUCAUCCCUUGCACUCCCCCUGCUGGAGAGACACGGAAACUGAACACGACAAUCACCAUCAGAGCACGCUCUCACUCACACUCCAUUUAAGUUAUUGUAAGUUAUUUGUCCACCUUUUGUGGACUUUGUAAGACCCCCAACAACCCCUGCUUUCCUCCCACUGGAUUCUUGAGGACCAUUUUUGGGGUUGAGAGCGACCAAACACCUCUUGUAGAUUGCACUAAGGAGCAUGGAGGGAUCUCAUCCACCUUUUUAAGUUGGACCAGUCAAAAGGAUCAAUGUUAUCAUUUUUUGGAAUUUUUAUUUCAGCCCUUUCUUUUAAUGUCU